Messenger RNA from Colletotrichum lupini, 1254 nucleotides. RefSeq lists its product as uncharacterized. The coding region runs from base 1 to 1254 and encodes 417 amino acids. NCBI's taxonomy places the organism in Eukaryota, Fungi, Ascomycota, Sordariomycetes, Glomerellales, Glomerellaceae. The transcript is spliced from 10 exons. The record is from RefSeq and is a predicted model, not a curated record.
AUGGGGGCAUUUGCGUUUGUCGUUGGACAAAAAAAGACUACACUACCAGAUCACCACGUGGCUCAUGCGUCCGCCUUUCUUGUUGCGUUUCUCUGCAGUGUGUUCCUCUCUGCCGUUCAACCGCCGCAUCUCACGAUCUCAUCGCCGUUAAGCAAGGAUCCAGUCUCAGAGCUGUCGGCGAUGUGCCAUUUCGACUUUGAUAGGCAACGUCGUACGUGCGUCCAGCAGCAACUCGUCGCACGGCCUUCGACAGGGGCUCCCCCGACUUAUACCAUUCACACCAUCCACACCCUACCCUCUGGUGUUUAUUCGUACAACAGCACAUCGACCUUCCCAUUAACAGUUUUACCCAAAGAGGGUGCCGACUGUCUGGGACUGCCGACUUCACUGUUUCUAAUCGCCGACUCCAGCGGGCUUAAGCACGCAAGUCACACCAUAAACUCGGCACCUCCAGACCCCUACCUUAGUCAUGAGCCUGACGAGCCCAUGGCCUGUCCGUCCGUCUGUCUGUCUGUUCAUUCGAGAGACGGAGAGCCUCCCCUACGCCCAUCCAGCACUGGACACUCUUGGGCCCGCGAAACCGGCCGCAGCCGACUCCAGGAGCCACGCCCUCUGAGGCUCUGCCUGGGUACCAGAGACGGCGUCGUUGUUUCAACCUUCUACGAAACCGACGUGGUCCGUCCUUCCUCAUCCUACCCUCAGGCUUCCCCAGAGUCUCUCCAAGGGGCCGUUCAGACUCAGCCUUACCCUCCCCGACCCCGGGCCCGACCGAGUCCCAGACAGCCUCCAGGCGCCGGCGACGUGUCCGUCACACCCAUGGAGGCUCUACUCACACACAUACACACCCCAUCCAUCAUGAGACGAUGGAGGGAGGGAGAGAGGCAGCGGGAUGCCGACAGGGACCUGAAUGUCGGCGCCGCACCGCACGGAUUUACAGUUUCCCUGAGGUUUGUCAUGAUGGUCAAGGCGGACUCCGACGGACGGGAGGCUCAGUCUCUCACCCACACGGCGACGGGCGACGUCGGCUUGGUUUACUCCAUUUGGCCGGGACGGGGACUUUGUUUGCUUGGUUUCUUGGACGCCGGUGAAGGUUGGCGCGGCGCGGUGCUUUUUGGCGAUGACUACGGUUUCGUCUUGUGCCGGUAUUGUCGAGUUAGGAGGUUCGCCGAGGUUGCGUUGUGCCACGGCCGACAAGGAUCUCUACACAAUGACGACGUAUUGCAAACUACCAAUGGAAGGUCGUUCCGAGCCUAG